This is a messenger RNA of Sordaria macrospora k-hell, 1158 nucleotides long. RefSeq lists its product as uncharacterized. The record is from RefSeq and is a predicted model, not a curated record. Gene Ontology annotation, cellular component: Golgi apparatus; trans-Golgi network; endosome. Gene Ontology annotation, molecular function: antiporter activity. NCBI's taxonomy places the organism in Eukaryota, Fungi, Ascomycota, Sordariomycetes, Sordariales, Sordariaceae.
AUGGCCGACGAUAUCGAGACCCAGGCUGAGAAGGCUCAACCGGUGACCCCCACUAUCCUAACAUGUUGGCAUCUCAUCUUCGCAACCAUCGCCACCCAGCUUCUCGCCAGGACAACCACCCUCCUCGAUGGCCGCAAGAACGUCAAGAUGACGGGCCGCCUCUACCUGCGCGCCAUCGUCCCCAUCGGCUUCCUCUUCAGCGGCAGUCUCGUCUGCAGCAACAUCGUCUACCUCUACCUCAGCGUCGCCUUCAUCCAGAUGCUCAAGGCCGCCGCGCCCGUUGCCGUCCUGCUGACCGCCUGGGUCUGGGGCGUUGAGCAGCCGUCGCAGUCGAAGCUGAUCAACGUGCUGUUAAUCGUCUUUGGUGUCGGACUUGCCAGCUUCGGCGAGAUCGCUUUCUCGCUCAAGGGUUUCCUCUACCAGCUCGGUGGAAUCGUGUUCGAGGCCAUGCGCCUCAUCAUGAUCCAGGUUCUGCUUAAGGGCGACGGCCAGAAGAUGGACCCGCUCGUUAGUCUGUACUACUUUGCGCCCGUCUGCGCUUCCAUGAAUUUUCUGGUUGCGCUGGUCACUGAGGUCCCCUCCUUCCGUAUUGCCGACCUUUACAACACGGGCCUUUGGUGUCUCCUCUUGAACGCUGUGGUGGCGUUCAUGUUGAAUAUCAGCAGUGUCUGCCUUAUCGGCAAAACCUCCGGCCUAGUAAUGACCCUCACCGGCAUCCUCAAGAACAUCCUCCUCGUCGGCGCCUCCGUCAUGAUCUGGCAGACCUCCAUCACCCCGCUGCAGUUCCUCGGCUACGCCAUCGCGCUCGCCGGACUCGUCUACUACUCCCUCGGCCGCGACCAGAUCGUCGAGAUCGCCACCCAGCUGUGGACCUUCCUUCGCAACGUAUGGGAGAACUCGCCAGUUUAUUCGUCUGUCUCUUCGUCAUCAGAAGAAGGAAAUGGUCAACAAGGACAAGGAGGAGGCUUGCCGUCGGCGGUUCGAAGAGCGCUGUUAAUGGGACUAGGCGUUAUGAUUGUCGUCAUCUUGGCGGCUGGGUAUAUCUAUAGCGGGGUUGACCCAAGUGGUGGCGAUGGUGGUGCGGUGGGUGUCGCCAGGCCGCUUGGGGGUGGUGGGGACGCGAGUGGUGUUAAGCCUCCUGUCCAGGUGGCUUCAUGA